CUUCAAUUUUAUAGUUCCGUCGACGAUGAAACCGAGCGAAGAUCAUGGGGCCUACAGGAAGAUCUUACUCGCGUCGAUCUCAGCCAUGGUGGCGGAGACGACGACGUUUCCGAUAGACCUGACAAAGACUAGGCUCCAGCUGCACGGCGAGUCGGUGUCGGUGGGAUCGGUUCGGCCCACCAACGGGUUCCUAGUGGCCUCGGAGAUCGUGCGGCAGCAAGGCCCUCUUGGGCUGUACAAGGGAUUGUCUCCUGCGAUUCUCAGACACCUCUUCUACACGCCAAUUCGGAUCGUCGGGUACGAGCACCUCAGAAGCUCACUGAAAACCGAAGGUGCGUCCCUCUCUCUCCCCGCUAAAGCUCUCUCCGGUGGGAUUUCCGGCGUCGUUGCUCAGUUGGUGGCAAGCCCCGCAGAUCUUGUUAAGGUGAGGAUGCAAGCAGAUGGUCGUAUGGUGAGCCAAGGCCUUCAACCUAGGUACUCAGGGUGCUUUGAUGCUUUAAACAAGAUCGUCCGAUCGGAGGGCAUUGGAGGACUUUGGAAAGGGGUUUUCCCUAAUGUCCAAAGAGCAUUCUUGGUGAACAUGGGAGAAUUGGCCUGUUAUGAUCAGGCGAAACAUUUUGUUAUCAAAAAUCGAAUUUCGGAGGAUAACAUAUAUGCCCACACUUUGGCAUCAAUCAUGUCAGGCCUUUCAGCAACUGCUUUGAGUUGUCCAGCCGAUGUGGUAAAGACAAGAAUGAUGAACCAGUCUAGAAGCAAACAAGGGAAGAUUAUGUACAACAAUUCUUAUGAUUGUUUGGUGAAGACUGUCAAAGUUGAGGGUUUAAGAGCAUUGUGGAAAGGGUUCAUGCCUACAUGGGCAAGGCUUGGUCCUUGGCAAUUUGUGUUCUGGGUUUCAUACGAGAAGUUUAGACAAAUUGCAGGGUUCUCUUCUUUCUGAUGAAUCUUUUCAUCCACUCUCUCGUUUCAGAUUCCGAGUGAUCAUACUAGAUGGUAUUCAUAUUCCUUCUUCAAGCUUGAAGGAUGCCUCGCAUGUUUAGGUGCCAAUAUUUGUUACUUACAUGUUGUGAUUCAAACAUCAAAGAUUAGAGUGGUGAUAUAGAGCAAGCCAGCUCGAACUUGUGAUUGGGAAUUAACAAUUUCGUGAGUUUUCUUUCUUUCUUUUGAGCUGUUCCUCAUUGACAAACAAUCAAAGAUUAUUGCCUUCAUAAUUUGCAAUGAAGAAAUAUUCCUUUCUCGGUGGUA
This is a messenger RNA of Prunus avium (sweet cherry), 1242 nucleotides long. It is a transcript of the gene UCP3, whose product is annotated as Mitochondrial substrate carrier family protein. Gene Ontology annotation, biological process: transmembrane transport. Lineage: Eukaryota; Viridiplantae; Streptophyta; Magnoliopsida; Rosales; Rosaceae. The record is from RefSeq and is a predicted model, not a curated record.